ACAGGGUCUACCCAACCCGCCGCCCGCCCGCAGAUCCAACUCGAUGCCCUAAUCGUGCCCAGAUUCUCCUCCCCGGCCCCCGCCGCGAGGUUCCCCCAGGCCAGGCCAGGGUUCUUCCCCAUCUCAGCCAUGGAGCAUUCCAUGAUCCAGCACGUCGUGGAGUACCCCGACGAGCACGAGGUGGGCGGCGGCAUGAAGGUGGAGGUGGCGUACGACGGGGUCCACAGCGCUGCCGCGGUUCAUCCGAGCGCGUUCCGGUACAAGCACAAGAAGAGGUCCAAGGUCUGGGAGGAGUACAAGCCCAUCUUCCUCAACGGGAAGGUCCAGUUCGCCGAGUGCCUCUACUGCCACAACCGCCUCAGCUGCAAGGACUCCAACGGGACCAGCCACCUGUGGCGGCACCAGAAGAUCUGCCCCGGCAAGCCCGAGUCGGCCGAGAGGCGGCAGCAGAAGGAUUCCUACUUCCCCUAUGUUUCGGUGAACGAACACAGUCCAGUUUCACCUAUUGAUCCGGUCAAUGCGAUCAUUUCGGAGACGCUUGACGACAUAGGUUCAGUGAUUCCCAGCAGAUUCAAGUCCAAGGUGUGGAAGGAGUUUGUGCCCGUCUACGUCGAGGGGAAACUCCAGGCUGCGGAUUGCAUCCACUGCCAAAAACGUCUCAGCGCAAAUAAGUUUGGAGGGAGAAGCCAUCUGAGCCGGCACCUUCUAACAUGUCCAGGACGGCGUGGAGGUGCCCACAAUCAUCAGAAGAUUCAGUUUCACCCUUCGAGUGCACCUACUUUAAAGUCCAGGGUGCAGGAUGAGCUCUCGCCUGCCUUGACGAAUGGGAAGGUUCAGAUUGCAGAAUACUCUAGCAAGCUCUUCAGGACUAGUAGCUCGGGUGAAACAGCUCCUAUAAUACGUCCUAUUCAAAUGGUGCCAGCGCAUCAGUUCCCACCAGCAUCUGACGGUACAAGCGUGAAGAAAGAAAAGACUUCAUUCGUCAACAUUUCGACUGACACGAGCGCCAGGAAGUUUGAUAAAGGAACAGCUUAUCAGGAGUUAGCCAAGAUGAUAAUCUUACAUGGUUAUCCUUUUUCAGUUGUGGAGCAUGAAGAAAUGAGAAGAUUCAUAAAGAACCUCAACCCUAUGGUUGAUGCAGUUUCUCAAGAUGUUAUGGAGGAACAUUGCACUGCUUUAUUUCAAAAGGAAAAGCUAAAUCUUAAGGAUAUAAUUACACUUUCAGCCCGACGUGUGUCUCUGUCAGCAAGCAUCUGGACUCCUGAUGGACCCGAGGCAACAGUAAAUUACCUCUGUUUGACAGCACAUUUUAUUGGUGCAGACUGGAAAGUUCACAGAGUAAUAAUCAAGUUUGGCAUGUUUUGGUCCUCACCUACUAAUUUGGAAAGAAUAAUACAUUGCAAGGAAGCUGCUGUCUCGGAAUCAGAGAGUGGAUCAUACAACGUCAUCUGGGAUGCAAUUAGAGACUGGAAUCUUGACCAUAAGAUUUUGAGCUUGACUUCUGUUGGUGAUGUUAGGAACAAUGCAAACACGGUUCAGCUAAAGGAAAUGCUCAUGGAGAAGAAGUGCCUUCCUAUCAGAGGCAUUCUAUAUAACGUUGCUUGUCUGGAUGACGUCUUAAAUAGUGUUGUUUCUCAAGGGCAAGCAGAUAUACUUCGCCUUGUUGGUGAUGCAGCAAUGGAUUUUUUUGUGGCACGUGCAUCCUCACCAUCAGCCCAACAACAGCUUAUGGAAGUCAUUUCACAUAUGAGUUUGAAGUGUCCACAAGAAGAUGCUAAGUGGUGGCACAGAUUUUAUUUUAGGCUUGAAGUACUUUUGCAGUUCAAGAAGUCGUUUCCUUCUGAAAAUGUGCUGAAUCCAGAAGAUAUGAGUGUUGCUGACUCUAUUUGCAAGGUUUUGAGGACAUUUUAUCGUGUCAUUGAAGUUAUUUCUUGCCCUAGCUCUGUCACAGCAAAUGUAUAUUUCAAUGAGGUUUGGAAAGUGAGGACAGUUCUGCAAGAAGAAGCAUCGAACGGUCUAGGAGAAAUCUCUAGACUGGUUAUGGAGAUGCAGGAAGCGUUCCAUGGGUAUUGGCAAAAUUCAUACUUGUGGUUGUCAAUACCUGUUGUUCUGGAUCCUAGAUUCAAAAUCAGCUUCAUUGAUUUCCGGCUGAAACGAGCUUUUGGCACGAAUUCAGAGAGUUACUUAUCUGAAAUCCGCGAAACAGUCCGGGAACUGUUCAAUGAAUACUGCAAUCCUAUGGAUCGACCAAGCGCUGCUUCAGAUAGUGCGGCUUUGGACGCCGAUGAUCUGUUAGAUGAUUGGGAUCAGCAUCUGAAUGAACAAGCAAGUUGUCAGAUAUCUACAGAGCUCGAUGACUACCUUGAAGAUGGUCUAGUUCCACGGAAGGACGAUUUCGACAUUUUAAACUGGUGGAUGAACCACACCACGAAGUACCCAACGCUAGCAGCUAUGGCACAGGACAUAUUAGCUAUGCCAGCUUCUGCUGUUCAAUCGGAAGCAGCGUUCAGUAGCAGCGGGCCGGUAAUUCCAAAGCACCACAGCACAUUGAGCAUCAAGACGAUCGAAGCUCUCGUUUGUGCUCGAGAUUGGAUGAAAUAAAAUGGGUCAUUGUGAUGGCACUGGAAAGUUUAGUUUACUGAAAUACCAUUCAGUAAAUCAGUGCUCUGGUGCUAGCACAUAAGAGUGGAUAGUCAAUGACUGGACGAAGGCUUGGAGAAUUCCCGGCCCAAAUGUACCUGCCAUAUGCUGCAGUACCGAACGAGGAAGGCGCCGAACGUAUGCAUUUGGACAUCUACCUAUGACGCUUUCGACCAAGGCUGAUGACCUGGCAGUUGCUGUAUGGAAACCCUCAGGUGGUUGUUGUUGUGGCAUGUUUUCUAGUCUGCUGAGACGUGCUCAUCAGCGCGUAAUAUUCUGUAUAUAUCGACUCGCUCGCUGUAAACGCCUCAGUGCCGGUGUGUCUUGGUCGUAGAGUUUCGAAUGGAUGCACUGGGUGUAGUUGUGUAGAAUGGAUGGAUGAAUGGAUGCUAGUUUCUAACUGGAGAUAAUUCUGUUGUAGAGACUGCA
Messenger RNA from Lolium perenne, 3069 nucleotides. RefSeq names its product zinc finger BED domain-containing protein RICESLEEPER 1. Gene Ontology annotation, molecular function: protein dimerization activity; DNA binding. Lineage: Eukaryota; Viridiplantae; Streptophyta; Magnoliopsida; Poales; Poaceae. The record is from RefSeq and is a predicted model, not a curated record.